AAUGUUCCGUCUUUGUUCAGACACCUGCGUGUCGCUGACGUGACGAACGUUGAAUUUAAAAAUUGUUCCGUCCCGCAAGGAAGAUUACGGUACUCGAAACUGCUCGAGGGAAACCGGGCCAGCGUCAGCUACUUCGAGCUGAAUCAGCCCCACGGCUUGCCGGACGGCGUCCUAGCCGGAAAACUGUUCGACGCGAUUGCGCCUUCGAUUGUUGAGCUGCACAUCACUCGUUCUAGCGCCGGGGCCACGCCUAUCGUUUCAUUAGACGCCGAUUUUUUCGGCAAUUUCACUUCGUUGAAAGUUCUGCGACUCGUCUCGAAUGCUCUCACCACUCUACCGCCUUCGUCUUCAACCCUCACGAAGCUGCUGCACUUGGAUCUGUCCAUGAACCGGAUACAAGAGGUGACUUCAUCGAUGUUCACCGGACUCCAAUCCCUGACGAAGCUCACGCUCAGCAAGAACCCGAUCUUGAAUUUCCAAGCGAAACCUUUCGUCUCGUUGAAACGACUGUCGACGCUCGAGCUCAAUGCAAUAAACGUGACCGAGGUGGGCGACGACAUCUUUGACGGGCUGGAAUCCUUGAACUACCUCAAAAUGGAAUGGUGGUUCAAUAUAAGGCGUCUGCCCGAGAACAUUUUCGGCAGGACACCGGCUCUGGUGGUUCUCAUGAUGGGCGAAGCUUUGAACUUGGAGGGAUUACCGGACGGGAUCUUCGCUGGACUCCCGAAUCUCAACACAACGAGUCUUCGGUCGUGCAAUUUAGCGGUGCUCCCGCCGAAACUCUUCGCUGCGACCUCGAAAUCACUGAAAAUCGUGGAUCUGUCUAAUAAUCGACUAAAAGAUUUGCCAUCCGAGCUCUUCUCGGAGAACACGAAAGUUGAAAAACUCACCCUCGCGGGAAAUCAGCUCGAGAAGCUUAGCGACGAGUUCAAGAUGCUCUACGUGCUCAGAGAACUCAAUUUGAUGAACAACAACAUAACUAAAAUAGGCGAGGACGUCUUCGAACAUCAGAUCAAUCUGCAGAUACUGAAUCUCGCCGCAAAUAAGAUCAAGGAAAUCGACGCUAAGGCUCUGUAUCACCUGAAGAGAUUGGAGAGCCUGUACCUUCAAGAUAAUCUUCUCGAAUCCUUCGGCAGUACGAUCCCGACGUUCAGCAACGGGAGCCCGAUUCGGGAGAUCGUUCUGGCUCGGAAUCGUUUGACUUCGUUUCCGAGGAUCCAGUAUCAGAGUCUGCCGAAGUUGGCGAUGAUGGAUCUCGACGGCAACUUGAUCACUUUCUUCGCCGUGCCGCAGUUCAUGAGUCAGUCGACGAAAGUUUUCGUGAGGAAAAAUCGGAUAGAUUUCGUCAGCGUCGACCUGGCUAAGAACUUUCCGAAAAUCGACCCCAAAUACAAUACGGCCGUAGGAGACCACGAGUUCUAUCUCGAUGGGAACCCCUUCAAAUGCGAUUGUAACAUCUAUGGCAUGGUACGCUACAUCCGUAAAGAAAUGAGACGAGAAGUCGCUGAAUUCGUCAAUGCCGACGAGUACAAAUGCGCCGGGAAUGACGAGGCCCUCUUGAAGCUUCGACUGGACAUGCUUUCGUGCAAAUCGACUGAAUCCUGCCCAUCGGGAUGCGAUUGUUCUCUGCUCGCUUUCGACUCAUCGCUGCACGUUUCGUGCAAGAACAUGGGACUGACCAAUGUCCCGGAUCUCCCCGUAAACGUGACGCAUCUCGAUUUCGAUGGGAAUCUCCUCACAAAAUUCCCGGAGGAGCUGAAGACUUACAAAAAACUCCGGGAAAUCGUCCUGGACGACAACAACAUCACGAAUGUCGAUGCUGUAUUCGCGGGCAAAACCCCGCUAUCCCUCGAGACGUUGUCUCUCGCAGGGAACCGGCUGGAAAGGCUCCGGUCCCCAGCAAGGAACACGACUUUCCGAAUAAGUCUCAGUCGGAAUCCGUGGAUCUGUGACUGCUCGGCCGUCGACUUCAAACACUUCAUCCAAUCAAACGUGGCAAAUAUUCCCGAUUUCUCGCAGAUCCAGUGCGGGAAGCCAUUCCUUGUGAACGGGACUAAGAUUUCGUUGAUCAACGAAAUUCGUGACGAGACUUUCUGUCCCCCGGACACGUCGGCGUACCGCGCGACGAUAAUCGCGAUCUCGAUAGCGUUCCUCGUCGCCUUGGUCUUGAUCGCGUUGUACUACAAGAACCGGCAGCUGAUUAUCGCAUACGUGUAUAUCCACUUCUACAACAUUUUCAUCUGUUUCUUUAACGAAGGCGACCUCGACGAGGACAAGAAGUUCGAUGCGUUCAUUUCUUAUUCCACCAACGACCGAGAUAUCGCGAUGGCCAUACUCCGAGAACUGGAGAAACCUCAGGGCGAUGAGAGCGGCGAGAACCUAUUCAAGUUGUGCAUCCAUGAAAGAGAUUGGCUACCGGGCUACAACAUUUCGUGGAACAUCGUCAACUCGGUACAGAACUCGAAGCGGACCAUCCUCAUACUGUCACAGGAUUUCCUAAAAUCGUUGUGGUUCGAAGUAGAGUUCCGCACGGCCUACGUGCAGAUGAUGGAGGAUCGAAUCAAUCGUUUGAUUGUCGUCAUAAAGGACGAACUCCCUCCGAAGGACACCCUGGAUUCUGAUCUCCGCUAUCUUCUCAGCACAAAGACCUAUCUUGAAUGGGGUGAGAAAUGGUUCUGGGAAAAACUGAAGUACGCAAUGCCGCACAACGGUAACCUCAGCGGACCGAUCAAGAAUAAGCUGAAGCCGUCCGAGCUGCAUAAGGUUCUACCGAUGAACGUCAUCCUCAACAAGAACAACAUUCCGAGCAGCGAAACGGUCGUUCGGGUGGAAGAAUCGAUCGAGAGUGCGCGCGAGAAACGCAGCAGUCCCGAUGAUUCGACAUACGGUAGCAUGAGCGAUUCGUUGCGCGAUUCGAACCUCCAGAGCAAUAGAGGAGGUGUCAAAGGCAAUGAAGGGCAUGUGAAUCGAGGCUACGAGCCGGUUAGCACCGAGAACAUCCACGCUAUAAGCUCGCAACCCGACCCACAACCGAAUGAGCCGAAGCCUGUGCCUCGAGCGAGCCGCAAGAAAGAAGCCCCGAAACCGAACGUAGGAAAGUCUACCGAAAGUGCAGACCAAGAGUGUGUCGCUGCCCCCGGCGAGAAAAAACCUCCUCCGGUCAAAGCCGACUACGCGGGUUUCACGCUGAUAUGCAACAUGCGAGAGAGCAUCACCGACCGAAUUUCGCAGUGGGAAAGGAUUGCGAGUGAUCAUACGGAGAUUCAGUCGACUUCCGAAGACAUUUCCAGCCCGCUUGAUUUGAGUGAUCCAGCAAGGUAUGAUGAUAUCAACUUCGGGCCGCAGACCUACGGAUUCGUCAUUGAAUAUCGUCAGUUCAAGAAGAUACAAAUCAUGUCAAUAGAUUGCCGGACAGCGACACCCAACUUGCCGUUCUUGCUGCGGCAUAUUCGAGUCGAGAGGGUCACGACAGUGAGUUAUAGCUCCUGCGAGUUUCCCGGAGGGAAUUUGACGUUCCGGGAGAUUUUCGACGGGAACCGAGUCGCCGUGAGGAAGCUCUCGCUCCUUGACCCCGUGAAUUGCACGAACUGCCUUCUUCAUCGUCCUCUGUUCGACGGCUUUGCCGCGGAAAUCGAUGAGUUCUACGUCAACAGCCAGGACCGAAGCAUCAGAAUGAGCGACGACUUCUUCGAGGACUUCCGGUCGCUACGAAACCUCCAAUUCCGCGGUCGAGCUACGGCGUUGCCUUCAUCGAUCGGGAAGCUUUCCCAGCUCUCGCGUCUCGACAUCUCAAGCAACUGCAUGAGAGAAGUUCCGUCGAAUAUCUUCACGGGUCUCACCUCAUUGACAACCUUGAGCAUCAUGUCGUUCCCGGCUGAGAAGUUUUCCCCCCGUCCCUUCGCCCGACUCAAGAAGCUCGAGCAACUCAAGCUGGGUGGGAUGCGGAUCGAAGACUUAGCCGACGAUAUAUUUUACGGACUCGACAGGCUCUCACGGCUCGAAAUCAGCGACUGGAAUCUCCGGAGUCUCCCUGCGACUGUGUUUGCGAACACUCCCAAACUGAAAUGGAUUGAGUUCGCCUUCCUGCCUGAUCUCAAAACCCUUCCAGAAGGUCUUUUCCGGAGCCUCGAGCGAUUGGGAACGAUCUUGAUAAGUGACUGCGGUAUCGAAAAGCUGCCCAUCAACCUGCUGCCCGUAACUGGACUGCAGAUCCUGAGCAUCACGAGAACUCAUCUUCGAGAUAUUAAAGCCGGGUUCUUCCCGUUAGGUUUCGAACUUCAAGCCCUUACAUUGGCAGACAAUGAGCUACAAAAUGUUGAAUCCGCUCUGAAAAAUCUUCGCGGCUUGAUAGCCCUAAGCCUUACGGGGAACAGGUUGACGAGAAUCUCAGCAAACUUCUUCGACAACCUGUUCGAUCUGAUGUCCGUGGAUCUCAGCUAUAAUCACAUAUCGAGUGUCGAUCUCCAGGCUUUCAUUAGACUCGGCGAUCUACAAGGGCUCUAUCUGAAUAAUAAUUUUAUUCGGCGUCUCGAGGCGAUGGAGCCAGUUUUUCCGGAGUUCAGCCAACUCCGAGAGAUCAACCUAUCGAGCAACUUACUCACUACAGCCCCAAGACUGCAGCUCGAGAUUCUGCAAAAUCUCAACGAGCUGAACUUGGCUAACAAUUCAAUCACGUCUUACGAGCUGCCGACUUUCAUGAGCAGACGAACACAGGUGAAUCUCGAAGGAAAUAAGAUUGGACUCAUCUCGAUGAAAAACAUCGCGAAGCACUUUCCCAAUCAAAUCGGAACGCACGAGUAUAGAAUCGCCGACAACCCGAUCAAGUGCACCGGCGAGAAUUUCGAAUUCCUCAGCUAUAUCAAAUUCGCCAACGAGAAACGGAAAGACCGUUUCACAGACGUCCCAAGCUGCUUCUGCGCGGGGUCGAACGAAAGUGUACUCGACGUUCGCCUGGAGGAACUCUUCAUCGACUACCAAGAUUGUCCGGAGGUCUGCAAAUGUUACUUCUUCCCUCUAGACGGUUCUAUCAAAGCUGAUUGCGGCAACCGAGGCCUGACAGAAAUCCCGAGACUUCCGUCAAAUCUGACUCAUCUGGCUUUCAAUGACAACGCGCUGGUGACCUUUCCCGAGGAACUAUCGAAAUAUCGAGCCCUCAAGGUGGUCAACCUAGACGGUAACCGGAUCCGAUCCAUCGAAUUCAUGCUCAGAUACGCUCCUAAAGGCCUCGAAAUGCUCUCCUUGCGGCGGAAUGAUCUACGCAGAUGGCAGCCCGACCGCGAGAAGCUUCUGGAUUUCAACUUGGACCUCUCUGAAAAUCCGUGGAUUUGCGACUGCGCGACGAAGAACUUCAAGGAUUUCCUGCUGGAAAACUUCAAACGGAUCGAGAACUACCGAGAGAUCAGAUGCGAGAAACCUAUAAAGGUCAACGGGGAGCCCGAGUUCAUCCUGAGCAAAAUUCUUCCACGAGAUCUCUGCCCUGUUGAAAAAACGACCUUCAUUAUUCUCGGUCUAGCUUCCGGCCUCGUGCUCUGCACCUGCUUCACGUUACUCGCGCUAUACUACAAACAUAGGAAUUUGGUCGUCGCUUUCACCUACAUUCACUUCCACAAAGUGUUCGUCUGCUUCUUCAACGAAGAAGAUCUCGACGAAGAUAAAAAUUUCGAUGCCUUCCUCUCCUUCUCCGCGAAGGACCGGGAUGUCGCAAUGGAAAUCUUCCAACGCCUCGAGCUCGAUGCGGCAGACAACGAGACUAUUGCUGAGCCCUUCAAAUUGUGCAUUCACGAGCGGGACUUCAUGCCUGGUCAGACGAUCACGUGGAAUAUCCUCCACGCGGUAAGGAGUUCUCGACGGACCAUUCUGAUACUCUCUAAGGAGUUCCUCGAGUCCACGUGGUUUAAAAUCGAGUUCCAAGCCACCCACGAUCAAAUGCUCGAUGACCACAUCGACCGUCUCAUAGUCGUCAUCAAGGGGCAGCUCCCACCCUUCGAGAGUCUGCAUGAAAAUCUCCGGGCCGUCCUGAAAACUAAGACCUAUCUUGUUUGGGGAGAGCGAUGGUUCUGGAAGAAAUUAUUGUUUGCUAUGCCGCACAAGAAUCGCCGGACCGGGAGGAACAGGGCGGGAGUACCCUCACCAGCGCUUGUCGGGAGCAACGAGAGCGUGGCGUCGGAUACCCCUGUCUGA
Molecule: messenger RNA, 6180 nt
Organism: Galendromus occidentalis (western predatory mite)
Lineage: Eukaryota; Metazoa; Arthropoda; Arachnida; Mesostigmata; Phytoseiidae
Exons: 6
Coding region: 385-6180 (1931 amino acids)
Biological process (GO): signal transduction
Cellular component (GO): plasma membrane
Molecular function (GO): signaling receptor activity; protein binding
Source: RefSeq, a predicted model, not a curated record